Molecule: messenger RNA, 794 nt
Organism: Vanessa tameamea
Lineage: Eukaryota; Metazoa; Arthropoda; Insecta; Lepidoptera; Nymphalidae
Gene: Vha14-1
Product: Vacuolar H[+] ATPase 14kD subunit 1
Exons: 4
Coding region: 104-478 (124 amino acids)
Biological process (GO): proton transmembrane transport
Cellular component (GO): proton-transporting V-type ATPase, V1 domain; membrane
Molecular function (GO): proton-transporting ATPase activity, rotational mechanism
Source: RefSeq, a predicted model, not a curated record
AUGACAACCUUACAAAAAAAAUCCAUAGUCAGGUGACGAGUUCUUGUGACAGCUACCAUUUCAAGAAAAUUUUGCCUAAAAUCCUCAAAAAAAAUAUACAAAAAUGGCUCUUCAGGCUGCAGUAAAAGGAAAACUAAUCAGUGUUAUAGGAGAUGAAGACACUUGUGUCGGAUUUCUCCUUGGAGGGAUCGGCGAAAUCAACAAGAACAGACAUCCAAAUUUCAUGGUAGUUGACAAAAAUACUCCGGUAAGUGAAGUUGAAGAAUGCUUCAAGAGAUUUGUUAAACGUGAUGAUAUUGACAUAAUCCUGAUCAACCAAAACAUUGCUGAAAUGAUCCGACAUGCGAUCGACUCACACACCGCACCAGUCCCAGCAGUAUUAGAGAUUCCAUCAAAGGACCAUCCCUACGAUGCUUCCAAAGAUUCUAUUCUCCGUCGUGCUAAGGGCAUGUUCAACCCAGAAGACCUGGUACGCUAAAAUAAUUUUAAAAAUUAUGCAUGAGUUUUUGUCUGACUGCAACAGACUGGCAGUUGUAUAUAUGCCACUUACGAAGAAAAGUAACUAACAAAUUAAUUAUGAUAUGGAUUUUUGCAUUUAAUCAUUUUCAGUGUGCAUUUUUUGACAGUUUAAAAUAACAUUCCGCACAGAUAAUAAAUUAUAUUUUUAUCCUGUUAAACUUGUGUGAUAAACCAUUUAUAUAGAUAAAAAGAUAUUAAUAAAUAAUUAGUUCAAUAAAUAAAAAAAUGUAUAAAUAAUAGAUUGUUGAAGUUGUAUUAUAAUAUAUCCCCAUAAA